Molecule: messenger RNA, 1591 nt
Organism: Ruditapes philippinarum (Manila clam)
Lineage: Eukaryota; Metazoa; Mollusca; Bivalvia; Venerida; Veneridae
Product: tartrate-resistant acid phosphatase type 5-like
Exons: 5
Coding region: 359-1372 (337 amino acids)
Biological process (GO): bone resorption
Molecular function (GO): ferrous iron binding; acid phosphatase activity; ferric iron binding
Source: RefSeq, a predicted model, not a curated record
CAUAUAAAGGGAAGUAACCGCUUCAAAAAAGCGGACUACUUUCGGCACUUACAAUUAACAGCAUUAGAGUCUGAAAUUUCGCUACCAUUAUUUGUUUGGUCUGACGACCCAAACAAAUAAAAACCCAUUAUUACUAAACUAUUAAACAAAUGUUAGCCAUUGCUACGAAAAAUAAAACGUUACUUUACAUUUCUGAGGUUUUAAACUAACUUGACAUUUUUUUCUAUUUUACAAUAUGGUGUUUCUAAGAGAACGUUACAAAACACCUUCUUCGAUAUCAAAUGUUUUCAAUUUCUUAUACCGUCAUUUCUAUCCCAGCGUAAAAUUUCUUUAAAAAAGUUUACAAUAAAAAAUUUUAAUGUCUUCUUCAUUGCUUAAUCGUAGUUUGAUACGUGCGUCUUCAAUACUGAUAUAUAUUUAUAUCAACCCCACAGUAAAAGGUGUUCCUCUUACACGAGACAACUGCGACUCCUUACAGAUCCUCGUUUUAGCGGACUGGGGCGGCUCACCACAUGCACCGUACACAACUUCAAUGCAAAUUGAUGUGGCCAAUCAAAUGGCUACGACGGCGGGUGAAAGGAAUAUCAGUUUUGUCCUUUCUCUUGGCGACAACUUUUACGAUACUGGGAUUUACAGUUGGAAAAGCGACAGAUUUGAGACGACAUUUGAGAACGUUUAUAACCAGGAAUCGUUACAAAUACCGUGGUAUAUAAUUGCUGGUAACCACGAUCAUUAUGGUUCUGUUAGGGCUCAAAUACGGCGUUCAAGUUCGUCUUUUAGAUGGAUGUUCCCGCACUUUUACUAUAAACAAUCAUGGAUGCUACCAGACGAUAAGGUUUUGGAUGUAUUGCUAAUCGAUACCACAAUCCUUUGCGGCAAUACAUAUGAUACACCAUACGGCAAGCGUCUGAAGGGACCAAAAAACGUGCAUAAUGCAAACUUGCAGUGGUCUUGGUUAGAACGCACUCUUAAAGAGUCAAAAAGUGACUUUCUUCUGGUUGGGGGACACUACCCUGUCUAUUCGGUCGGUGUCAACGGGCCAACAGAAUGCCUCUACUCGAGACUCGAACCUCUACUUUACAAGUACCACGUGACAGCCUAUUUAUCCGGGCACGACCAUAACUUACAGCACAUACAAACGAGAACAAGCGGUCAGAAAAUGGACUAUUUCGUUCUUGGGAGUGGCUCCUGGACAGAUGACUUGAUGACCAAUCAGGACACAGUUCCAAAAGAAUCCUUGAAAUUCUUUUUUGCUAAAAAACAUAUCGGUGGAUUUGCAUUAGUAGAUGUGACUGAGAAAAGAUUGAAAAUAUCUUUUGUAGCCAGUAAUGGAGAUGUCAAAUACAACUAUAACUUAGACCCACGAAAAUAAUCGUUUGAAUCUGUUGUUUGUGGAAUUUUCCAUCUAUCAAUACAUCGUAUAAAUUCGGCAAACUCCGCAAGAUUCCGUGAGUGGGACAAAUCCUAAUUUCAUGAGCAAAACCAUUUCUAUAGCAUAUACAAUUCUAGAUAAAAAGGGUGUUUGAAGGACAGGAAGUAGAGGAUUUGUUCCGACCGAAGGCUGGUCUAAAAUCAGUUUGACUUCCUGUAA